Messenger RNA from Akanthomyces muscarius, 3102 nucleotides. RefSeq lists its product as uncharacterized. Gene Ontology annotation, cellular component: cytoplasm. Lineage: Eukaryota; Fungi; Ascomycota; Sordariomycetes; Hypocreales; Cordycipitaceae. Gene Ontology annotation, biological process: chromatin remodeling. The transcript is spliced from 3 exons. The coding region runs from base 1 to 3102 and encodes 1033 amino acids. The record is from RefSeq and is a predicted model, not a curated record.
AUGGAGGCAGUGACGGACUCGGAGACGCUCAACGCCUUCUUCCAACGGCUUAAACCAUGCUGUGUUGAGAUCAGUCGGCUUACGAUCCGGGAGGAGGAUGGGCCCUCUUCAGCCCGCAAGCUGCAAAACCUUACUGCCACACUCCUUGAUAUCCUGCACUCGUCAUCUGCCGACUUACACGACAAGCUGGCCGAAUAUGUCUUCUUCCCACUAUCUCAUAUAUUUCGUCAAAUGUCUAGGUAUCCGACGACUGUCGUGGAAAACUGUGUCUCCUGCCUGCGAAUCCUCAUUGCACAUGGCUGGCGGACGAGGAUUUCGCCUGUCCUCGUCCAGCAAAUAUUCACCUUUCUCAUUUUUAUUAUUGACGGCUUGCCUGGGUCGGAAACAAAUCAAGACAAGCCAGAGGAGCUCAUAUUAGAGUCGUUCCGCACCUUGACAGCUCUCCUGGAUGCUGCUGCGGGAUCCGCACAUGCCGCCGCUGGUCUGGCUGAGCCCGCAGCAAUCCCGCAGUUAGGCCAAGGUGUCACAGCGAUGUUGGAUAGUAUUGUGGACGGCGCCACUCCAGCAAUUCAGGAAGAAGCUAUCAAUUCAUUGGUUGCGCUAUAUCGAGCAAUCAGAGACCACGGUACCUUGGCCACUUUCCUACCUGGUACAUUAUCCAAUCUGGCCAGGGUACUCCAGACUCCAACGCGAUACAAAGCCUCUGUGAUUGCAGGCUGUCUGGAUGCAGCGAGGUUCGUAUUGACGAGAGUACUUGGCGAUUUGCGCAUGCGGUCGAUCCUUGCCAAGAAGGACAAGGAAGAAGCCGACAAAGAGGAAGAUAAGAACAAUGUGCUCGGACUAGCGUGGCUUGAUGCUACAGUUGGACAAGUGAAAAAGGUACUGGCAACAAUGAUGAAACUACGUGCACAUGAUUCCGAGGAUGUCAAACGAGCGCUUUAUCGUCUAUGCAUCACGUUGCUAGAUGAAUGCCACAAGACUUUGUCCAACUGCUCGGCGCUGCUUGUGGAAACGGCCAUUAUCCUGGAUUCGAACGACCACGAUUCCAUCACCGAAACCAAUCUAUCGCACAUGGCUGGAAUAUAUCCUGAGCUCCUAGAUGCGGUCAAAAUGACGGUGUAUAACUGGAUGUCGAGCUUACCGCGACACAUGCAGUCUGCAGACGACGACGUUAAACGCAUUGCGAUUCACAACUUUGCCAAGGGCAUCGAGCUUUUGAGAAGUCUAAACAUCGAAUCAAGUACGAUGGAGAGCGCACUCUCAAACACAAUGUGCGAAACUAUCACUUCAUUACUACAAGCUAGCAAAACGUCCAACUCGGACAACGCGGCGCCAAUUCAGCUUCUGGAAACAAAAUCCAUGGUGAAAUCUGCCGGGAAAAUAUCCUACCCACCCGUGUUGUUUUCGCACGAGAGUCAAAGAGGUCUGAAACGGGAACUCUUGUCCCUCCUGGGGGCUGUCAGCUCAAGUUCUCACUCUGGCGCUCUGCUGGCUGACAUGGUGGACUUUGUGAGGGAUUCUACAGAUAGCAGCCAGAUCGCUGCAUACUGGCUGUCGCUCGAGAUGAUAAAAGCUGCGCAUGCAUCCUCUGCCGACGAAGAUGCCCUUCUCAACUUCUCCGAGGCUUCAAAUGGGUCGUACGAUGCCGAGUCCGCACUGAGCGAGUUGUACUCCUUUUCGGUUGAGCUUUUGGACUCUCAUAGCGAUGGAUCAGCAAUUGACUGGCGCAUGGAGGCUCUUGCUCUCGAAGUAGUCGCUUACGCAGCCCAGAGAUCCGGCGAGUCGUUUAGGCCCGAACUCAUUGACGUUUUAUUUCCAAUUGCCACGUUCUUGGGAUCCGAUAACCACAAGCUCCAGCAGCAUGCCGUGGCCACGCUGAACAUUGUAGCUUCCGCGACAUCCACGCAGGUGCUCACUAUGAUGAUUCGUCUUGCAGGACCUCGCCUCAUUCCGUUCCUGGACGAUGUUGUCGAGUCUAUUUUUGCCGCCCUGGACAACUAUCAUGGGUAUCCCAUGUUUGUCGAGAAUCUAUUUGACGUACUCAAGGAGAUCGUUGACCAAGCUGCCAUGACUGAAAGUACGCGCCUGCUGAAAGACCAUGAGAGAAAAGAAAUUCAGCAUAAGAAGCAGCUUGGCCAACAGGAGGACCUGAACAGUCUGAUGUCAGUUUUGGACAAACGCAACGAGCGAAGAAAGCGAGACGAGGCAGAGGCCAGAGACUUGCAACAACUGCAAGGACACCCGCGAACACCCUGGGGCGAGCCGGAGAAGAAGAAAGCUGGCGAGGAAGAGAUGGAAGAUCCAGGCGGCGAGCCACCAAGCGAGGACAAGCCGCCGAGCUCGUCCACGUACCAGCUCCUAAGCCGUGUGGCUAACCUGACUCAGUACUAUCUUACAUCGCCCACGCCAAAGUUACGACGGUCUCUUUUGGAGCUCCUCAAAUCCGCCUCGUCUGUGCUCGCUGCCGACGAGGAUUCGUUCCUCCCGUUGGUCAAUGCCAUCUGGCCCGUCGUCAUCAGCAGGCUCCAUGACCCCGAACCCUACAUCGUCGUGGAGGCCUGCAGCACGCUCGCGGGUCUCUGCGAGGCCGCGGGCGACUUUCUCGCCUCACGCUUUAAGACGGAAUGGCACGAAGGCCUGCUCGACUUUUGCCGCAAAUCAAAGCGCGCGGCGGCGGCGUUAGCAGCCGGCCGGCCUGCGCCCCAGGAUAGCCGACGGAGCUUCAGCACGCGCCCCUCGACAAAUAUUGUGGUGCCGUUGCGCGCCGAGCCAGGGCUCGAAGUGCGCACCACGACACUGAUCCGCCAAGAGGAACAUUUGUCGACAGCUGGUCUCGGACAACAUGCGUCCCCAGCGAAGAUAUGGGCGGCGGUUGUCUCUCUGCUGACGGCCAUGGUGGCGAAUGUGCGCAUCGAUGACGGCAUGUUUGACGAUGUACUGGAUCUUUUGGUGGAUGUCUUGGACAAGAAGCCUGAUGCCAAGGAGGCGCUGGAGGUGAUAAACGCAGAUGCGGUAUGGCUCGCGCUGUACGAACGCGGGAUGACUGCGUGGCAGGCGGCCCCGAAGGUAGAGGGCGCAUCGUUUAUCGAGCUUCGAGCAUAA